AUGGCUCCGCUCUCGCAUCCAGCCAAGGGAAAGGCCAAAGCGAAGGCCAAGGCGAAGGAGGAGGAGGCCCCGCCACCACCGCCACAACCGGCGCCGCCGCUCUUUGUGGACCUCCAGCAGGCCCUGCUCUCGGAGCGUGUGACCUUCGGCCACAGGCUCACCACCAUCCGUGGCUGGGCUCUCCGCCGGCUACAGCAGGCGGCGAGCUCCACGAAAGCGACCUUUGGGCAGCUCAAUGACUGGGUCGUCCUCAGGAGGCACAAAGACCUCGAGGCCGUGUCCUGCCUCAUCGAUGUUGUCAAGGAUCAUGUGGAAAGCGAGGACUUCAUCAAGGCCCAAGCACGCAGACCAAGAGAAUAUCACAUGUCAUGA
This is a messenger RNA of Symbiodinium natans, 372 nucleotides long. The record is from the annotation of a GenBank genome assembly. NCBI's taxonomy places the organism in Eukaryota, Dinophyceae, Suessiales, Symbiodiniaceae.